UUUAAUCAAUUAAUUUGUUUCAAUUGACUUCAAUUGUCUUCAAUUGGAUAUUAAGCAUCAAUUAAGUGACAGUGACGAUAUGAUGAAUGUAAGGGGUAUUAAUCGAAACCUGAAGAAUGUGGUAAAGAACUAUUCGGACGCUCAGGUGAAGGUACGAGAGGCCACAUCUAACGACCCGUGGGGGCCAUCGAGUACUUUGAUGUCUGAAAUUGCUGACCUGACCUAUAAUGUGGUGGCAUUUUCUGAGAUAAUGCAAAUGAUAUGGAAACGUUUGAAUGACCAUGGUAAAAAUUGGAGACAUGUCUAUAAAGCAUUGGUUCUGCUCGAGUAUCUCAUCAAAACUGGUAGUGAGAAAGUGGCCCAACAGUGCCGGGAAAAUAUAUUUGCCAUUCAAACACUUAAGGACUUCCAAUACAUUGAAGAGAACAAAGACCAGGGAAUGAAUGUGAGAGAAAAGUCGAAAUUAUUGGUCGCUCUUCUUAAAGAUGAUGACAAACUUAAAAACGAAAGAACUCGUGCUCUUAAAGCUAAAGAGCGUUUCGCUCAAUCGAUGUCUUAUAUGGGAAGCAGUGGUAAUAUUGGCGAAUCUCUUCCCAGAUCGUCAUCAAGUUAUCACGAAUCACUUUCAUCUUCCGGUGACCAUUCAUUGAGUGCCGCAGCCCGUGCAGCACAGUUGGCCUCAGAGUUGGAGAACGCUCGGCCACAAACUCUCGGGGAAGAAGAGCUUCAAUUGCAGUUAGCAUUAGCCAUGAGUAAGGAAGAAGCAGAACAAGAGGAAAGAGUUCGAAAGAAUGAUGACAUUAGACUACAAUUGGCUAUUUCUGAGAGCGAGAAGAGCAAAAUGAAGAUCCAAGAGGAUAAACGAUCGCAUGUCGACGAACUAUUAAGUCUAAACAUUGGACCAACAGUAACAUCACUACCCACCGAUCCAUGGGGUCAACCAUUGAACAACACAACAACCAGUCCAACAUUUGGAGGUAAUGGACUGUUAGCAUCUCCACCACAAGCAAGCAAAGUAAAAGAUCCGUGGGGUGUACCCCAACCUCAGGCUAUGAGUGCACCUCUUAUUGACAAUAAAGCCGGUGGUGAUCCUUGGAGUACACAAAUGUCUCAAUCGCGACCAAUGUCUGCACAAAAUGACCCGUGGAAUUCUAGUCUAACAACUACUCCCACUAAUAUGGAUCCAUGGGGUUCAGCAAACAAUAAUGAUAUGCUCUCGAGUCCAGUGUUUGAUUCAAAACCAAUGAACGGGUCUAGCAUUUCGCCAACCAGUGAGAUGAACAUUAGGAAGACUCCCGAAAACUUUUUGGGAGCCAAUUCUAAUUUAGUUAAUUUAGACGCUUUGAUUAGUACUAAACCGUCAUCAGUGUUACCUAUGGGUGGCAAUCCAUUUGCUCCGUCGUCGUCGUCAACAACGACAACAACAACAACAUCGUCUACACUUCAGGGCAAUCCCUUUCAAGCGGCCAAACCUCCGCCGCCGACUAUAAAUCAAUUGAGAGCUCAAAAUCAAUUCAGCGCUCCUUUUGACUCUAACUCAGCAUUAAAUACAAAUCUAACGCCACAACCAAUGUUUCAAUUACAACAACAAACAACAAAUAAUUUAAACACAGGUUUGCCUUCAUUUCCAACUAAUUUUCCACAACAAACAACACAAACUCACAACCCUUUUGCUAUGUGAAGCAUAAGAGAGAAUAAGUUAAUAAUUAAAAUAAAAAAGUUUUUAAAUGUAUAUAAAUGCCCAAAACAUACAAAAAUAAUGGCAAAACUUUUACAGUAUUUCUUUUAAUAUCUUUUUUACUUUUAACUCUAAUACUAUUGUAUCGGAAAUGUAAACAUUAAGUGGACUUUUAAAUGUUGGUAAUACUUGGUAUGCAAUCAUUGAAUGACAAAUGCAUACCAAUAUAUUUUUGGACUUUUAUUAAUAAUAUAGUAUCGUAUGGUUUGACAUAAUCUUGCAAACAAAUUAUUGUAAUUUAUAUCAAAUUUUAGAGAUUAUUUAGAUAAUAUUGUGUUGCCUUGGUAAAAAUACUGUACAUAACCUAAAUUGUA
Oppia nitens is the source of this 2052-nucleotide messenger RNA. RefSeq names its product epsin-2-like (gene lqf). The transcript is spliced from 4 exons. Gene Ontology annotation, cellular component: plasma membrane; clathrin vesicle coat; endosome. The record is from RefSeq and is a predicted model, not a curated record. Gene Ontology annotation, molecular function: clathrin binding; phospholipid binding. Gene Ontology annotation, biological process: endocytosis. Bases 80 to 1681 code for a protein of 533 amino acids. NCBI's taxonomy places the organism in Eukaryota, Metazoa, Arthropoda, Arachnida, Sarcoptiformes, Oppiidae.